Molecule: messenger RNA, 1482 nt
Organism: Ipomoea triloba (trilobed morning glory)
Lineage: Eukaryota; Viridiplantae; Streptophyta; Magnoliopsida; Solanales; Convolvulaceae
Product: basic proline-rich protein-like
Exons: 2
Coding region: 1-1482 (493 amino acids)
Source: RefSeq, a predicted model, not a curated record
AUGAAGAGGUUGGUUCCUACGGGUCCAAAUCCUGGUCAACCACCGUCAUCAAUUUCAACAAAUGAUUUUGAUAUGAGAUAUGGAACAAUGAAGAGGUUGGUUCCUACGGGUCCAAAUCCCGGUCAACCACCAUCAUCAAUUGGAGCGAUGAAGAGGUUGGUUCCUACGGGUCCAAAUCCUGGUCAACCACCAUCAUCAAUUUCAACAGAUGAUUUUGAUAUGAGAUAUGAAGUGAUGAAGAGGUUGGUUCCUAUGGGUCCAAAUCCUGGUCAACCACCAUCAUCAAUUGGAGCGAUGAAGAGGUUGGUUCCUACGGGUCCAAAUCCUGGUCAACCACCGUCAUCAAUUUCAACAGAUGAUUUUGAUAUGAGAUAUGAAGUGAUGAAGAGGUUGGUUCCUACGGGUCCAAAUCCUGGUCAACCACCAUCAUCAAUUGGAGCGAUGAAGAGGUUGGUUCCUACGGGUCCAAAUCCUGGUCAACCACCGUCAUCAAUUUCAACAAAUGAUUUUGAUAUGAGAUAUGGAGUGAUGAAGAGGUUGGUUCCUUCGGGUCCAAAUCCUGGUCAACCACCAUCAUCAAUUGGAGCGAUGAAGAGGUUGGUUCCUACGGGUCCAAAUCCUGGUCAACCACCGUCAUCAAUUUCAACAGAUGAUUUUGAUAUGAGAUAUGGAGUGAUGAAGAGGUUGGUUCCUACGGGUCCAAAUCCUGGUCAACCACCAUCAUCAAUUGGAGCGAUGAAGAGGUUGGUUCCUACGGGUCCAAAUCCUGGUCAACCACCGUCAUCAAUUUCAACAAAUGAUUUUGAUAUGAGAUAUGGAGUGAUGAAGAGGUUGGUUCCUACGGGUCCAAAUCCUGGUCAACCACCAUCAUCAAUUGGAGCGAUGAAGAGGUUGGUUCCUACGGGUCCAAAUCCUGGUCAACCACCGUCAUCAAUUUCAACAGAUGAUUUUGAUAUGAGAUAUGGAGUGAUGAAGAGGUUGGUUUCUACGGGUCCAAAUCUUGGUCAACCACCAUCAUCAAUUGGAGCGAUGAAGAGGUUGGUUCCUACGGGUCCAAAUCCUGGUCAACCACCAUCAUCAAUUGGAGCGAUGAAGAGGUUGGUUCCUACGGGUCCAAAUCCUGGUCAACCACCAUCAUCAAUUGGAGCGAUGAAGAGGAUGAAAAUAUCUAUCUCUUGGUUUUCAAGAAUGAAGUCUGAAUAUCAACUUCAUUUGUUUGCAUUCUCUCUCCUAUUUGUACUUAUUUCAUCAAUUUCAACAGAUGAUUUUGAUAUGAGAUAUGGAGUGAUGAAGAGGUUGGUUCCUGAGGGUCCAAAUCCUGGCAACAAUUCCCCACCACCAUCAUCAAUUUCAACAGAUGAUUUUGAUAUGAGAUAUGGAGCGAUGAAGAGGUUAGUUCCUACGGGUCCAAAUCCUGGUCAACCACCAUCAUCAAUUGGAGCGAUGAAGAGGUUGGUUCCUACGGGUCCAAAUCCUGGUUAA